Molecule: messenger RNA, 722 nt
Organism: Lotus japonicus
Lineage: Eukaryota; Viridiplantae; Streptophyta; Magnoliopsida; Fabales; Fabaceae
Exons: 1
Coding region: 184-618 (144 amino acids)
Source: RefSeq, a predicted model, not a curated record
UCCACCGUCCUUUAAUUUCCUUAACAUGCAAUCCUCAGCACACGCCAAUAUUCCUUUGUAUAUAAACAUUGAUCAUCACCAUCAAACACAUACAACAAAACCUUUCCAUCCCAAGUUACACAUUCAUAGCUAAUUAUCUACUGCAGCCCCUCAUCGCUUUGAAGCUUAUUCAACUCCAAGACAAUGCAAGCAAUCUCCCUUAGCUCCCUUGUACUACUACCAGGCCCUCGUUCAGGCAACUCGUUGCGCCGAAGAACACCCUUUGUAUCUGCAGCAUCGAAAGGAGACGCUUACGGCCACCACCAUCACUAUGGCGGCAAGUUAGUGGAUGAGAACAUGAUCAUUCUUAGAAUGAGAAUCCGUGAGAUUGAGAUGGUGGACAUGAAGACUAAUGCUCCUUCUGAUUGGACUGAAUGGGAGAAGAACUAUCUUGAGAAUUAUGGUUCGGAUGUUUGUGAAGCAGUUGGAAUGUUGCAGAGGUUGUUGAUGAACAUGAGACCUGGUUUAGCGGUGGGCAUGCUGGCUCUGGUUAUGAUGAGCAUGACCAUGUCAAUGUCGAUGCUUGUGUUUCAUCUGGUGGAGUUGGCUAAGGGAAUUACAUCAUCAUAUAAUUUCUGAAGGCCAAAUUUGAAAAAUUAGAUUUUAGUACACAUUUUGUCUGGUGCUAUGAAUUACCCUGUUAAAAAGUUUCAUUUACAAGUUGAGCGUAAAUAUAACAAAAA